This is a messenger RNA of Dentiscutata heterogama, 915 nucleotides long. The record is from the annotation of a GenBank genome assembly. Lineage: Eukaryota; Fungi; Glomeromycota; Glomeromycetes; Diversisporales; Gigasporaceae.
AUGACCAUUUAUGAGAGAAUCGAGAUUAGGGAGUGCUUGCGCGAGUUGUAUACACACAAUAAUGACGCUCUGGCGCGGUAUCUCGGAGUCAAGAACUCGCCUGUGACGAUUAGAUUUAUUGUGAGACUGCCAAAGGAUGAAUAUAAAGAUAAACUGGAGGAAGAGUCUAAAAUAUAUGGGGAUAUUGUUAUUUUAAAUAUCACAGAGAACAUAGAUGAAGGAAAGACGUUUGAAUAUUUCAAAUGGUUUGCUAAGCAUAGGAAAGAUAAUUAUCUAGUCAAAAUCGAGGAUGUUACUUUCAUCCACCUUAUUCACUACUAUCGUGACAUUCAAGACUUACCGAGAAAACAUGCGUACUAUGGCGGUGUGUACUUUGGCGAUCUAAAUGAUGAUAGUACAUACUCGUAUAUGGGAGGUGCAGGAUACACACUCUCUCGCGACCUCGUUAUAGACAUUGUUGGUUCAAAAUGGGUUAGUUUAAAUGUCAAGGGUUAUGAGGACAUGCUAGUGGGUGAUUGGAUAUGUCAUGUGGCUAGAGAGAAGAAGUACUUUGUGCACUAUGUCGGCUUUUCAAGCUGGACAUCCAUCCGUCAAUAUCCUUUCCAUGACUUUAACGAGAAACUGGAUCUCCACUCCCUUAGAGAGACUAUCCUGAUCCAUAAUAUAAAUGGCAUCGGGGAGUGGAAUGCCAUAAAGGAUGUGUACACCAAAUAUGAAGAUGGAUUGCCAAUGCUCAGUGUUAUUCGGAAUUCAACGGCCAAAAGACUGGUUACAAAGAGGGAGAUUAUUCCAAAAUGCUGGGAGAAAGAACAAAUCUUGAAUAAAACUUUGAAGAAUACCUACAAGAACUGGUUCUAUGAAGAAUGGGGUUUUAAGGAAGGGAGGUGUUACGGAUAUGUGCCUGCGGAUACGUAA